Messenger RNA from Suricata suricatta (meerkat), 976 nucleotides. Its product is annotated as heterogeneous nuclear ribonucleoprotein A1-like. NCBI's taxonomy places the organism in Eukaryota, Metazoa, Chordata, Mammalia, Carnivora, Herpestidae. The transcript has a single exon. Gene Ontology annotation, molecular function: RNA binding. The record is from RefSeq and is a predicted model, not a curated record. Bases 71 to 976 code for a protein of 301 amino acids.
UAGAUUACUCCUUUCUGCCUGUGGACGCCGCCAAGUAAGCAUCGUUGAAGUCUCCCCUCCCACCACCAUCAUGUCUAAGUCAGAGUCUCCCAAAGAGCCUGAACAGCUGCAGAAGCUUUUCAUCAGAGGUUUGAGCUUUGAAACAACCGAUGAGAGUCUGAGGAGCCAUUUUGAGCAAUGGGGAACGCUUACGGACUGUGUGGUAAUGAGAGAUCCGAAUACCAAGCAUUACAGAGGCUUUGGGUUUGUCACCUAUGCCACUGAGGAGGAGGUGGACGCAGCCAUGAAUGCAAGGCCACACAAGGUGGAUGGAAGAGUUGUAGAACCAAAAAGGGUUGUCUUAAGAGAAGAUUCUCAAAGACCUGGUGCCCACUUAACUGUGAAAAAGAUUUUUGUCAGUGGCAUUAAAGAAGACACAGAAGAACAUCAUCUAAGAGACUAUUUUGAACAGUAUGAGAAAAUUGAAGUGAUUGAAAUCUUGACUGACCGAGGCAGUGGCAAAAAGAGAGGCUUUGCUUUUGUAACAUUUGACGACCAUGACUCUGUAGAUAAGAUUGUCAUUCAAAAAUACCAUACUGUGAAUGGCCACAACUUUGAAGUAAGGAAGGCUCUAUCUAAACAAAAGAUGGCUAGUGCUUCCUCCAGCCAAAGAGGUAGAAGUGGUUCUGGAAACUUCAGUGGUGGUCGUGGAGGUGGUUUUGGUGGGAAUGACAACUUUGGUCAUGGAGGAAACUUCAGUGGGCAUGGUGGCUUUAGUGGCAGUCGAGGUGGUGAUGGAUAUGGUGGCAGUGGGGAUGGCUAUAACGGAUUUGGUAGCGAUGGAAGCAAUUUUGGAGGUGGUGGAAGCUAUAAUGAUUUUGGCAACGACAACAAUCAAUUUUCAAACUUUGGACCCAUGAAAGGAGGAAAUUUUGGUGGCAGAAGCUCUGGCCCCUAUGGUGGUAGAGGCCAAUACUUUGCCAAACCACGAAACUAA